AAAAGUAGGUGGGGACAGGGUAACGAAAACAAGGGGAAAGACGCAAGAGGACUGAAGCUGUGCAAUGAAAAGCUUCUGUAGUUCCGUCUGUCACACGAGUCAAGAUUGCCGAAUCCCUGAGAGGAAAACGAAAGAAUUACAGAGCGGUGGCAAGAUCUCUUAGUCUGCGAUAGUAGCAACAAUGGAUGCACUGAGGAAACAAGCAAGCAAGCUUAGUAAGCAAGUUGUCAAACAGCAGCAGGCUGUGAUAAAGCAGUUCAGUGGGACUGGUUAUGAAAGUUCUGAUGUAAUGGUUAUAGAUGAGGUUGAGUUACAGAGGCAUCAACAACUAGAGAAACUUUACAGGUCUACUCGUGCAGGCAAGGAUUUUCAAAAGGACAUUGUGCGAGCAGCUGAAGCAUUUACUGUAAUAGGAUUCAAGCAAAUUGAAAUAGGGACCAAAAUAUCUGAGGAUUGUUGCAAAUAUGGAAGAGAGCACAUCAAAGAUGACGACAUUCUAGCCAAAGGUGCUACUCAAUAUGGUGAUGCUCUCAUUCAUGUGCAGAAGGAACAAGAAGACUUGAAUAAUCUGCUAUCUUCCCAGGUGCACCCUUUUUGUUACUCUUAAGAGAUUUGAAAGUUA
This is a messenger RNA of Macadamia integrifolia, 622 nucleotides long. RefSeq names its product SH3 domain-containing protein 3-like. The transcript has 4 exons. The record is from RefSeq and is a predicted model, not a curated record. The coding region runs from base 182 to 607 and encodes 141 amino acids. NCBI's taxonomy places the organism in Eukaryota, Viridiplantae, Streptophyta, Magnoliopsida, Proteales, Proteaceae.